This is a messenger RNA of Nematolebias whitei (Rio pearlfish), 3069 nucleotides long. It is a transcript of the gene tbck, whose product is annotated as TBC1 domain containing kinase. Gene Ontology annotation, biological process: protein phosphorylation. The coding region runs from base 167 to 2791 and encodes 874 amino acids. The record is from RefSeq and is a predicted model, not a curated record. Gene Ontology annotation, molecular function: protein kinase activity; ATP binding. NCBI's taxonomy places the organism in Eukaryota, Metazoa, Chordata, Actinopteri, Cyprinodontiformes, Rivulidae. The transcript is spliced from 25 exons.
UCAGUCAGCUGUUCCCAUCACGUCUCAGACGCAGGAAAAUGAUUAAUUUCAAAAGCAUAAUGUUGUAUUGGAGUUAAUUUUGUGCACAAGAGCCUACAGCUGCUUUAUUAAGCGCGAGGACACACGCUUGAGCAUUUCCCAUUGCGUGUUUGGAGCCAGAGCCACAAUGAGGCCCCUUAAAGAUGCUCAGCUCGGAGCCUUCACCUUCUUUGCCUCGGCUCUCCCUCAUGAUGUCUGUGGCAGCAAUGGUCUCCCUCUCACCCCAAAUUCCAUCAAAAUCCUGGGACGUUUCCAGAUCCUGAAGAGCAUCACUCACCCCACACUCUGCCAGUACGUGGACAUUUCCAGAGGGAAACACGAACGACUGACUGUUGUUGCUGAGCACUACGUGAGAAACGUAGGAGAUUUCAGUCGAGGACAACGAGUGAGCCCAGAGAAGGUGCUGCAGGUAGCCUUUGAGGUCCUCCAAGGUCUGGAGUUCAUGAACAAGCAUGGUUUGGUGCACAGAGCCCUCAGCGUGCACAACGUGCUGCUGGACUGCAAGGGAAAUGUGAAGCUGGCAAAGUUCGGCCUUUAUCACAUGACGGAUCGCGGGGCGGACGUUGACUUUCCCAUCGGCUACCCUUCGUACCUCGCUCCGGAGGUCAUCGCCCUGGGCUGCUUCCACCGCAGCGAUCCGUCACACGAUGACGCUCCUCGACCCUCGGGACCAAAGACCGACGUCUGGUCUCUGGGAGUCUUGCUCUUGGAACUGUGCACAGGGAGGCGUCUCCUGCAGAAUCUAGAAAUCCGUGAGAAACUGAAGUUCAUUUUGACUUUGGGUUGUAUGGACGACAUCGUGACGGUCCUCGCCGAGGAGCACGGCUGUUUGGAGACCAUCAGGGAGCUGCCUGAGAACGUUCUGCAGAUAUUAAGGAAGUGUUUGACCUUCCUGCCAUCUCAAAGGCCCAGUCCUGCAGAGCUGCUGGCAGAGCCUCUGUUCCAGUCCUGCCUCGGUCCACCUGUCCAGAGGCAGGUCCAGCUGUUCUCCUGUGCUCUGCGCUGUGCACACCUGGAGCUCCCUGAAGACAUCAGUGAUCUUUGCAAAGAUGAUGAUGAAGACUACCUGUCGGAGCGGGGCAUCGAUGAAGUUUACCAUCUGUGGUGUCUCGCUGGUGGAGAUCUGGAAAAGGAGCUCACCAACAAGGAGAUCAUCCAGUCCAAACCUCCAAUCUGCACGUUGCCCAAUUUUGUCUUGGAGGACGGGGAGCCGUUUGGACAGUGCAGGGACCGGAGCUUCCUGCUGGAUGACACCACGGUGACCCUCCCUCUCUGCCAGCUCCGAAACAGACUGAAGGACGUGGCUGGAGAAGCUUAUUUCCCUCUUCUGGAAGACGAACAGUCGACUCUGCCGCAGUCCAACAGCAGCAACGAGCUGUCGGCCACCGUCACGCUGCCUCUCAUCAUUCGUGAGCGGGACACGGAGUACCAGCUGAUCCGCAUCAUCCUGUUCGAGCGGCUGCUCAAGGCGUACCCAUACAAGAAGAACUGUGUGUGGAAAGAGGCUCGAGUGGAUAUUCCACCUCUUGUUCGAGGACCAGCGUGGGCAGCCCUGCUGGGCAUCGAGGGUGACAUUCAAGCCAAGUACGACAGCAUAGACAAGGACACUCCCAUUCCAACGGACAGACAGAUCGAAGUGGACAUCCCACGCUGCCACCAAUACGAUGAGCUGCUGUCGUCUCCUGAGGGCCACAUCAAGUUCAGACGCGUGCUGAAAGCUUGGGUGGUCUCCCACCUGGACCUGGUCUACUGGCAGGGGUUAGACUCACUCUGUGCCCCGUUCUUGUAUUUGAAUUUCAAUAAUGAAGCUUUAGCGUAUGCCUGCAUGUCCGCCUUCAUUCCAAAGUAUCUGUACAACUUUUUCCUGAAGGACAACUCUCACGUCAUCCAAGAGUACUUGACUGUGUUCUCUCAGAUGAUUGCCUUCCAUGACCCAGAGCUCAGCAACCAUCUAAAUGAGAUUGGCUUCAUCCCAGAUGCAGAUGUUUUCCCUCUGCACAAAAUCUUCCACCUGUGGGACACGUUGCUGCUGGGGAACUCUUCAUUUCCUUUUUGCAUUGGGGUCGCCAUAUUGCAACAACUGAGAGACCGUCUCUUGGCUAACGGCUUCAACGAAUGCAUCCUGCUCUUCUCUGACCUGCCAGAAAUUGACAUUGAACGCUGUGUCCGUGAAUCCAUCAACCUGUUCUGCUGGACUCCAAAGAGUGCUACGUAUCGACAACACGCUCAGCCGCCAAAGGCUUCUGCUGACAGCACCUUCACAAAAACACCUACGUAUUUCUCAUCUGACUACCAGGAUAUGCCCAGAACAGACCUGUCUCGGGAGCCUCUGAUUUUGUCUGAUCUGAAAGCUGAAGUGUCUCCAAGAAUCUCAGCGGAGGACCUAAUCGACCUCUGUGAACUCUCGCUGGCUGGACCCCCCAAACGAAACAAAGGUGGCAAGCCGAAGAUUGUUGCUGUUGACAUCCGCACUGUGGAAGACUUCAGCAAAGGCCAUGUUUCAGGCAGCAUCAACGUUCCUUUCAGCAGUGUAUUUAACUGUGACGGUGAGCCUGUCCAGUGUCCCACAUCUGGAGCCCUUCAGAACUACAGAGGACGUGUCAUUGUGAUCAUCAGCCAUGCUGUAAAGAGCGCCACCAUGUUCGCUGCACACCUGGUCAAGGUCAAUUAUUCACGUGUUUGCAUUCUGGAUGGAGGGAUCAGCAAACUGAAGCCCACUGGACUCCUCACAGUCCCCUCCCCUCAGAUCUGACUCCUCACAGUCCCCUCCCCUCUGAUCUGACUCCUCACAGUCCCCUCCCCUCUGAUCUGACUCCUCACAGUCCCCUCCCCUCAGAUCUGACUCCUCACAGUCCCCUCCCCUCUGAUCUGACUCCUCACAGUCCCCUCCCCUCAGAUCUGACUCCUCACAGUCCCCUCCCCUCUGAUCUGACUCCUCACCCCCCACCCCAGAUCUGAGCUGGUUUCUCAGCUUACUUCAACACAGACGAGCUUGUUAUGUAUCAAACAGAUUUCCUUCAGUCAACAGAA